Messenger RNA from Lactuca virosa, 723 nucleotides. Lineage: Eukaryota; Viridiplantae; Streptophyta; Magnoliopsida; Asterales; Asteraceae. The record is from the annotation of a GenBank genome assembly.
AUGAUCACCGCAGCAAUAGCUGAACUCCCUCGGAAAAUGAGCAAACGAAACAGAGAAUCUGAUAACAAAAACAACAGUAAGCAUCCGGUUUACCGAGGGGUUCGUAUGCGGGCAUGGGGCAAAUGGGUAUCUGAGAUCCGAGAACCCAAAAAGAAGUCUCGGAUCUGGCUUGGCACCUUUUCUGACCCAGAAAUGGCGGCGCGUGCACACGACGUGGCUGCACUCUCUAUAAAAGGCUCGUCGGCGAUCCUUAACUUCCCGGAGCUUGCCGGAGUUUUACCACGACCGGACUCUUGCUCUCCCCGUGACGUCCAAGCGGCAGCCACCAAAGCCGCAGCCAUGAUCCAUCUUAACCCAAUCACCACCACCACCGCAACAACAACAACGACCCCGUCGACGUCAACAUCCUCCACGUCAUCUUCAUCUUCGUACUCCGGUGUCUCAACGUUAACUUCAGCUUCUGAAGAGGUGUCGACAAUGUCGCCACCGGCGGAGGAACUGGACGCAAUAGUUGAGCUACCGAGUUUGAGUGAGAGUUAUUGUUCGGGUGAGUCGAGGAACAAUUACGUGUUCGUGGACUCGGGGUGGGAGUACUACUCAUUAUCUACACCGUGGCCGGCGGAGUGCGAUGGUGGAUAUUUCCCCGGGGAGCCGUUGUCUAUAUUACCUUCUACUUCUUCCGGCACAUUUUUUUCCGACAACUAUUCAUGGCAAGAUUACUAA